AUUUUAGUGAAUUAUUUACAGUAUUUAUCCAGUUAUUUCUGUGAAAAUACUUUUUUCUCUGGACUUAAAGUCAGUGACUCGGAUUUCACAGGCUACGUCAUUUGCCUUUGCGUCAUUUGUCAGUUUCCUUUUGUGACAGGUGACACUAAGGCGCGAACAGGUGUUUUUUUCAUGUUUUUGUUUCAUACAAGUUCGUACAAGAAAAACAUUUUGUAUUAAAGUUUGAUUUUCCUGUACUAUACGGAUAAUUUGUUACAAAAACAGUCUUGUUUAUUAGUAAAUAUGCUUAUCGUACCGUUUAUAUAAAAAGACAAUAACUUACUAUUCAUCCGAAAUUGGCGCUAAACUUCUGUAUUUCACAAAAUGAGUUUUGGAAACAUAAAAAACUCUUUAUCUUCGGUGCUUUCUAGAAAUACAAAAGUUUUAGCCCUUGAAAGGACAUUGCAACAAGGUCUGCAGGAUUUCAAAGAGCUUCUUACAGAUUUUGAGCAGCUUCACAUUGAGUCUGAUAGUUAUAAGACACAAUAUAUCAAACAGAAAGAAAGAUGCGACAGCAACAAUUGCAGUAGUGCUGAAGCUCUAAAAAGGAUUAUUGAAUCAAAGGACAAUAUUAUACAAUUAGUAGCAUCAACACUAACAAGACUAAAUGAAACGAAAGACCUAAAAAUAUUAGAUGAAGUUUUCAAAAUAUUAUUUGGAGAAACUCCAACAGUCCCAAAGUACCAGGACAACAUCAAUAGUAAGGAGGUUAAAAAACCUUCACCGGUUAAUGUAAAGAAGGAAAUACACUCGUCUUGUGAAGACCUGUCUUUCAGAGAAGAGUCUGUGUCUGAAAUUGAGGGCACGCCAACAGGACGAGUGAGCCCUAUAAUACAGUCGAAAAAACUUAAGAGUUCUUUAGUAACUUCUACCGAUUUUAGAGAUAAGAAGAAGUGUCCGGAUACUUGGCCAACUCCAGAAAAGAAAACAUUGAAGCUAUCAUUCUCAACACCGCUGCGAGCCAAACCGAACGGCAAGUUGAGACAGGCUCGAUUGAAUGUAGUCAAAGUAAAGGACAACAAUUUCAUUGAUAUUUCAUGCACACCUGAGUUCAGUGGAGGGAGUAGGAGGAAUGAGAGUGAUGGAAAUGUGGCGCCACUGAUCAAGAAAGAAUCGAUAGAAAAUGAUGACACUAUAUUACCUUCACCUACAAGUGGACCCAAUAAUUUUACGAUUUUCAAAUCAAAAGAGAGUCCAUUAAAGUUCAAGAAACCGCAGCUAAGUUUGAAAAUUAAAUCUGAGAAGAAAACUCCAAAAAAGGCAGAUCAGACCGCAGUACUUGAUAUAAAGAGGGAACCAGAUUCUGAGAAUAUAUUAGCGAAUGAAUUUAAGAUGCAUGACAGUGUUACUUACACUCAAGAUGAUUCUAUCAAUUUGUUGAAUCCUAACAGAAUGCCCAAGAACUUUAUGAACCAAUCCCCUCCGAAACAGGAACGUAACAAUGACCUAACAUACUGUGACACACAGGCUAGCAUAUCUUUACUACAGCAUGUUGGCAAGUUAGAUAAUAUGCAUAGAGAUUGCAAUGAGUGCAGUCCUUCAAAAAGGCCUCUAGCUGAGAACAUAAAUGUUACAAAUCUGCAAGAUGAUGAACUUCAGCCGAGCAUGUCGAUACUGGAUCGAGAACCUAAAAGUAGCAGAGUGAAUGCAGACACAGUGAAAAGAAAAAUACCUGAGUUUGCAGAAAUGAUAUACAAAGAUCCGAAUAUGAGGAAGAAGUCAGAAAAACGUAUAUUGCCAGGAUGGAGUUGCGACAAAUGUAAAGACUUCUUCGGCGAGCUGUACAAGGAUGAUCCGGAGAUGUUAGCGAAGAAAAUAAAUGAGUGUUCGCACCAUAGAGGCGUGAACAACCCGACAGAUAGGCCUAGGACUCCGCCCGGCUUCUGGAACCCUCGGUGGGAAGUACCCGAUGACACUGAAGAGUUUAACCGAAUGAAUAAUGUAGAUUGAUUUUAUGUGUACUGGUUUUGUUUUAUUUUGGUAGUAAAAAGUGUACCUGUACUCCAUUUUGAGUGGGCAUUUAACUAAAGGUAAAUAAAUAAAUAAAUAAUACUGCUUAAAAUUUCAAUUUCAAAAAUAUCAAAUUAUGAAUUAACUGUUAUAUUUUAGCCGCAUUUAAUAUUUAAACUGCGUUUACAGCUAAAUAGUCAUAUCAAGAUUGUACCUUUAGUUGUGCCUUCUAAAGUGGAGUACGAAUAGUGCAGCUGAAUAAACAUGAAGUGUUGUAAUAUAAAAUACCAAGUUUUCCCAUUUGGGCAUUCGGCUAGGGGCACGUGGCAUUUUGUCGCCUGGCCACCCUAUUGUUACGUCACUUAGUAGAAGUAAAUAGCCGGCUGGGCUCGUUAGCUCUGGAUUCAGAGCUCAAUACUUCAGCAAGCUUAUAGCGUAUUAGUGAUGAUAUCAUCAACCAAUAAAAGGAGUGUAAACUACAGAUUUUGCAAAACAAGGAGGUGCCAUAAUCUUCAUAGAUAACCAUACAGUGUUAUCUAUACAAAUAAAUAAUUCUCAUAAGUACGACUUACGUAUUCAUCAUGAGUUAAGACAAUAAUUUGCCAUACGUAAUUGCUUUAAAAAAACAGCAUAGGUGCCUAACAAUAUUUGAUGUAACCCUCCAAUAUUACAUAGGUACCUAUAUACAAACCUAUUUGCACAAUUUGGCGUUCGCGCCAAUUUGCCAUCUAUAAACCGGUAGGCGUAUACAACCCAAAUAGAAAUAGGACGACUGUUUAAUUAGGUCGUAGUAACUCGUACUGAUGUGUCAAUCCAUUCAACCUGUAACUACAUAAUAUUAUUAUCUUAUCGUACAAGAUUGAGCUAAAAAAGUUUGAUAAUAAUUGAAGACUCCAUGAUUUAGGAAAGGGUCAAUGUUUUUUAUAAACUUGUGAGUAGGUGUGUUGUAUUGUAUUUCAGUAUUUAAAUACUACAGUGUUUAAUAUUUAUAACACGAUUAUUGCUACCGAAGCAUUAUCUGGCGUUAUGAAAUGAUAGAUAUGAGCGACUUUGACCAUCAUGACGACCGAUGACGUCAUGUAACGGUACUAUCAAAACACGUCUAAUGUCGCAGUUACGAAGAAAAGUAAUUUCUUAAGCAAUGUUUGAUUUAGGAAACUGUGAUUUUCAAUUAAAAGGGUCCAACUUUCUGAAUAAUAUAAGUGUUAUAAUACCUCAUUAGUUUUAAUUUAGAUUUAAACUGUAAAUAAAGAAAGUCGUAAGAACAAAUGCGGGUAAUUGACUCGCUAGGUCAUUGAAAUGUUAAUUAAAUACUUUUGGAAGAAUACUGAAUUAGAUUUGGAAAUGUGAUGAUUUUUAAGUAAUAAAUAUGUUUUUAAAGUUAA
Helicoverpa zea (corn earworm) is the source of this 3374-nucleotide messenger RNA. RefSeq lists its product as uncharacterized. Bases 364 to 1989 code for a protein of 541 amino acids. The transcript is spliced from 11 exons. The record is from RefSeq and is a predicted model, not a curated record. NCBI's taxonomy places the organism in Eukaryota, Metazoa, Arthropoda, Insecta, Lepidoptera, Noctuidae.